ACACAUUGGAGUGGUCUAGAUAUUGGUGUGAUAUUCGUCACGGAAAUGUUUUACAGAUACAGUUUAAUUUACAUUUUGGUUUCAUCAGUUGCCUAUUGCCACGGAUUUGACUUUAGAAAUGUUCUGAAAACCGCACGUGAACAGGCGAUUAUAGCAAUUGGUGGUUCUUUUGUAGAAUGUUUUAUCCGUCAAUAUUGUGAUUGUGAACUAUCGGAAGAAGAAUCAAAGUGUUUUGACUAUUGGCAUAAAGAUACAUACCAAUCUCAUAGAGAAAAGUGGAAUGCGGAGUGUGACUUAAAAGAUGGAUACGCUUUCCCGGAAUGGAAAAAUGGCUCUUUGUCUUUUGAUAUAUUGAAACCCUUUGUCUGCAACAACAGAGACGAGACGAAGAAUUGCCUUUUGAAAACAAUCAAUCACAUUCUUGAUUAUAGUAACAAGCUUGAAAGAGAAAAAUUUUUUCCCAGCCGUAAAGAUGAGUUUGCUGCUUGGGAAAAAUAUCGGACUUGUCAAGCGGGACUCACGUCUACUUGCAUGGCGUUUCCUAAUUACUGCAAGAGUGAUUUGAUUUGAUGAAUGGAGAGCAAGAUGAAAAGUUUAUUUCUUUACAGAACAAAUAGAAAAAAAGAUCGAUAAAAAGAAUAAAUAAUGUAAUUAGUUAAUUGAUCAAAAAAUUGCUGAACUGGAAAUGAAAGGCCUGAAGUAAUAAAUAAUUU
Parasteatoda tepidariorum (common house spider) is the source of this 713-nucleotide messenger RNA. RefSeq lists its product as uncharacterized. The record is from RefSeq and is a predicted model, not a curated record. NCBI's taxonomy places the organism in Eukaryota, Metazoa, Arthropoda, Arachnida, Araneae, Theridiidae.